AUGCUCGGCCUUCGCCAGGGCGAUCUUCGGUGGAUGCCGGAUGAGAAGUGCACGAAGUGCUUCGCUUGUGGUGAGCCAUUUAGCGCGUGGAGAAGACGCCAUCACUGCAGGUUGUGCGGCCAGAUCUUCUGCUACGACUGCUCCAACAACUUUGUCUCAGGAAAGCUCGUGGGACGCCCUGGAGAGGUCAAGUCCCGUCUCUGCGAGUCCUGCCUGGAGUUUUGCGACGAAAGCUUGAUCAUCCAGCGUAGCAGCGCAUCCUCGGGCAUUGCUGCCGGCAUGCAGCUCUUCCGACGAGAGAAUCGUACAUCGACCGAGGAUGAGGACACCGUCGAGCAGGAGGAUGUGGACGACCAGCCUUCCAUUUCGGAUGGCGAUGAGAUGCCACCAGUGCCCGAGGACUUAGAAAGCCUCAGCUACUCUCCCUAUGGCCCAGACUCUGAAGUGACGGCUCGGAGCGUGUGGUACUGGGGUGAUGAGCCCAACUCCCGUGGGCAGAGGGCGCCCGCCAAUCACCGAGCUGAGGUGGGCUUGCCUGAAGAGUCCAUCGAACACCUCAGCCAAUCGUGGGAAGGACUUGAGGAUCUGGAGGAUCUUGCUGCAUGCCAGUGUGAUGCCCAUGGCACAGAGUGGGCGAACAUGGUCGACGCAAACCUCCGCCACUUCGGGUCCUCCGUGCGGGAGUGCCUACUGCAGGCAGGGGAGGGCUUGGAGGAUCAGGAGCACCUGCUCACGAUCUGCAAGUUGGCACAGCAGGUUGUCAAGCAGCUGAGACUGGAGCCUUCCGACAGCAUGGAUAUCCUGACCUAUGUGAAGGUCAAGAAGUUGCCGGGUGGGCACAUCCGAGACUCGAGGUGUCACGAUGGCGUGGUCUUCUCAGGAGACGUCGUGCACCAGAAGAUGGCGACGGACAUUGCAGACUGUCCGCUGACCCUGAUCCAGCUUCCUUUGACCUUCGACUACUUCAACAUGAAGACGGACCUGGAUGCCCUCCGCGAGCAAGAGCGGAUCUACUUGGACCUCAAGGUUGAGAAGAUCGUGAAGGAUGUGCAUCCAGAAAGCCCGAAGCUCCUGCUUUGCCAGGCGGUGGUGUCUCAGCUGGCGCAAGAGAAGCUGCGGAAGCAAGGCAUCGCCGUGAUCAUCGGCGUCCCUGAGCACAUUCUGAAUGCCGUGGCCCGGACCGCCGGCUGCAAGGUCGUUCCCGCUGUGGACUCCAUCCGGCGGACGGGCGAGCAAAUCGGAGGCAAGGCCCGGCACUUCUACGUGGCCCGCAUCGGUCAUUUGGGGGAGGCUGGCGCCAAGUCCCUGACGGUGAUCGAAGGCUCCAAGAAGGGGAAGUUCAGCACCCUCGUGCUCCGGGGCGGAGGUCAUCAUCCCAAUCACGUGGACGCUUUGAGGUUCCUCUCCAAGGCGAAGGAGGUCUUGCAAUGGGCCAUCCGCUUGGCUCGGCACAUGCAGCUGGAGACAGAACUCCUUUUUGAUUUAUGGUGCAGCCACUGGAAGCGGGAGAUCAGCCAUGCGAGAGAAGGUGGCCAACCUGAGUUUGAGAAUCUCGACAUCCUCUACUACCUAGUGAACCGGGACAAGAGUUGCUCUGCACUCUAUCGCUGCCGAUGUCCACCCUACCGACCCGACCAAAACCAGAGCGAAGAGGCUUCGGGCAACGAUGGCGACACUGUAACGAUGAGGGAUUGCACUCUCCGCGAAUGGUUGGAAUCGUGCUUGAAGCGCCCGCAGGCACAGAUGCCUGCGCCCUCCGCAACAGCAGCUCUUUCAACUGAGGAUGCCGUCCUUACAGCCAACAUGAACAACAUCGGGAGCUUCUUCCGCGAGGGACGCGGCACGGACGGAGCAUCGACAGAGUUUCCGCUUCCUGAGUUGGGCAAGGUGCUCUGCUUCCAACGGCUCCGCAGCCGAGUGGUGGUGGAGCUCCUGGAGAGCAACGAGGAGCGUGGUCGGCUGCGGUCUAUGCCAGGAAGUCCUGAGACAGGCCCGAGCUUCACGCGUUCGUCGCUGAAGCAGAAGCCCGGGGAGGUGCUGAGAGUGGACUCUGGCUCGCAGCUGCCAGUUGAGGAUGCCAAUGCCUCAGGCACUCCCUCCUUCGAGCGGAAGCCUGGUGACAAGGAGGAGCCGCAGUUGACCCUGGAGCUCUGGCGUUACUGCCGGAAGUGUGGCUGCCAGGUCACUCCCAGGAGCGCCCUGUCGGACUUGGCCAGCUGGCACUCCAUGUCGAAGUUCUUGGACAUCCUCUUGCACAACACCACCUCCGAGUUUUCCUCACUGGCUUCGAAGCUGCUGCCGACACCCCCAAACACUCCGUGCACGCACAUGCCAUUUCGGGACCACAUCCUCUUCUGUGGCAGCCCCGAGCGGCCUACACUGUUUUUGGGGUUCAAGUGGGAAGCUGUGCUGCUCUGGCAGCUCAACAGCCCCCAUGCACCUCUUUGGGAUUCGGCGACUGGGCUCUUCUUGCCGGCACCAUCAUCGGCAGAAGGGCAAGGGAAGCCCAGCAGCGAGGAGCAGAGCUUUGAGGGUACAGCACCCAUACCUGCUGCACCUGAGCAGCUGAACACAGUGCUGGUCGAACUGGAGGCGCUGCAGGAGCAUAUCGCAGAGUUCAUCCGGAGCGUACUGAUCUGCCUCUCCACCAUCGAGUCCGAGGACAAGGCCUCCUCUGAGUCUCCAGCCGAGGGCUCACUGCCGGCACCGCGCAGUGAAAGCCACCUACGCGGUGCGGGCCGAAGCAAAGAAGCGGCCAUCAACAGUUCGAGCCCAGUGCCCGAAGACUCUGUCCUCAGCUACGAUGAGGAGGACACGGAGGCCAUAGACUUGGCGAACACGCGGCGCUGGCUCAUCCAGAAUAAGACGGGCUGGCACCGUGUCAUGGUGAAUCUCAACGAGUUCCAUGAAGAUCUCAGCAAACGGCUGAAGGCGGUGAAUGACAGCCUCCGCUCCCGAGGAGCUCUGCCGCCAAUGAAGUUGGGCGACCCCGUUCUUGCAAGCACCCUUUGCCGGAACCUGAUGGACUCAUUCCGCGAAGGCCCUGUGGCCAAAAAGAUCACCCAAACCUGUGAGGAUCUCACAGCCCUGCAGAAGCUGCAGUCGGAAGGAGGAGAAGACAAAAACAAGGACGCCGGCUUCCAGGUUCCCCUGCCAGCGGUCUUGUCGUCAUUCGUGACCACGGCAAAGGAAACCUACAAGCGCUUCUGGCCUCGAGAGGCCCAGGACAUGCUGCCAGCCAAGAGCCCGGAUCCCGCGGAGGGUGUGCAAAGCGCCAAUAUCGCCUCUUCACAGAGGUCUCGGGCCAAGUCUGCCCAGGACGAGGAGCGACCCGCUCCGCUGCGGAGAUCUCGCUCAGUCGAGGCUAGGCAGAAGACGCCGGCCGGUCGCAUGAGGCGUCAGGACAGCGAGACAGGCCCCUCAGCGCUGCCGAACUGCCUGAAUCAGGUCACUGCGGCCUUUACCUCAGCUGUGGAGAGCCGGAACAGCCAGAUUACGACCCUUCCACGCUGUGUCCACGGCAUCUCACUGUCCGUACAUUUUGAGGAUGUGGGCUCGCUCAUUGCUUACGCGCUCCUGAGCGAGAAGGCAUCGGAGCAGCUGUCGUCGCAGUGGAGCGCACUCUGGGGGAAGAGCCACUGUCCCCUCGCCGACACACACACCGAAUGCUGCAUGCGGUCUUUUCCAAGCUGCCUUUCGCGGCGAGCUCCCAGCGGCAGGCCCUCCCCUGUUGUGGGGCGCGCCAGCAACGCAGAGGCCCGGUUGGCGCCCGCAGAUUCAGCAAUGGCAGCGCUCAAGGCAAAGGCGUGGAAGGGGCCGCAGGAGGGGCCCAACGCGAUCCGCUACACGUGGGAGCAGGACAUGGACAGCGCCGGACUUCGGACCAUCCUCAACACCCCCGUUCUCAAAGAACCCGUGAAGGUGGAUUUCGAGGACAAGCAGGCCAAGUACCAGGUGGCUGUCCAUUUCGCGCCGCACUAUCAUGCACUGCGCCAUUGGAUCUGUGGCGAUGAUCUCAACUUCGUUCGGUCUUUGCAGCGCUGCAAGUCGAUUCAGACUUCUGGUGGGAAGUCUCGGGCUACGUUCCUCAUGUCCCACGACAAACGCUUCCUUCUCAAAGCGAUUAACGAAUCGGAGUUCAAAAAGCUGAACAGUGAGGCAGAGAAUCUCUUCUGGUACUUCGACAAGGUGCUUUUCGACAAGUGGCCUUCUGUGCUGACCCAGGUCAUCGGGCUCUUCUCAGUCUCGGUGACCAAGAAGUCCCAGUACAAAGGCUACUAUGUUGUGCAGCAGAACCUUCGACACAGCCUCCGUGACACCUGGGCCUUCACAUUCGACCUGAAGGGCACGGGAAAGAAUCGCCGCGUUCAAGCGACGGACCUUGGUGAGGAGGCGGACUCCCGAGAAUCGCCCAGCGGCAGCAGAGGCCCGGAGGAUGACAGCACCGAGCGUGACAGAGCCGCGAAGGUGUUUUGGGAUCAGAACUUCCGAGAAUGGACGAAAGGCAAGCCGCUUUGCCUUGUGCCUUCCGAUCUGACAUAUCUGGAAGCUGCCAUCUUCAACGAUACCACGCUCCUUUCAACCAGGGAUCUGAUGGAUUACUCCCUUCUGCUGGCAGCAGUGCCGCCAGAGCCCGGCGCCAGCGCGGGCCGUUUGAUCUUGGGCAUGAUCGACUACCUUCGUGCCUUCACCAUUGACAAGAAGGUUGAGAGCGCCGUGAAGACUGCGCUGGCGCCGACGCCCGCUGAGCAGCCCACGAUCAUCGCUCCCAAGGACUACGCUGCUCGCUUCAUGCGCGCCAUGAGCACCUACUUCGUAGCAGACUGCCCAGAGCAACCGUGA
Molecule: messenger RNA, 4842 nt
Organism: Symbiodinium natans
Lineage: Eukaryota; Dinophyceae; Suessiales; Symbiodiniaceae
Source: the annotation of a GenBank genome assembly